Messenger RNA from Cornus florida, 3380 nucleotides. Its product is annotated as probably inactive leucine-rich repeat receptor-like protein kinase At3g28040. The record is from RefSeq and is a predicted model, not a curated record. Gene Ontology annotation, cellular component: plasma membrane. The transcript has 2 exons. Gene Ontology annotation, molecular function: ATP binding; protein kinase activity; protein binding. Bases 192 to 3221 code for a protein of 1009 amino acids. Lineage: Eukaryota; Viridiplantae; Streptophyta; Magnoliopsida; Cornales; Cornaceae. Gene Ontology annotation, biological process: protein phosphorylation.
ACACUGUCCCAUCUGUUUUUUUCUCUCUCUCUCUCUCUCGUGAUCACAGUAAUUUGAAAUUUCUCAUUUUGGUACACAGAGUGCAACAUCUCAGGGACACUCACAACUAAAUUUCUUGACUAUAGUACCUAAUAGCCAUCUUUUUCUGCUUCUGUCAUGGCUAACUAACUCAGAAAGUGAGAGAUAAGGUAAUGACGAGGAUGGGUUUUCUCCAUUUGCUGUUCUUUUCAUGGAUUUCAGUGGUUUCACUGAGUGGUUGCAUUGGCAGUGACCAAAUUGUCCAGCUCAACGACGAUGUGUUAGGCCUGAUUGUCUUCAAAUCAGGCCUUCAUGACCCUUCCUCACACUUGCACUCAUGGAGUGAGGAUGAUGACUCCCCAUGUUCUUGGGAUUUCAUAGACUGCAAUCCUAGGACCGGCCGGGUCACGGCAGUGUCACUCAACGGCUUAGGCUUGUCAGGGAAGAUCGGGAGAGGCCUCGAAAAGUUGCAGUAUCUCAAGGUACUAUCUUUGUCUCAUAACAAUUUUAGUGGUACUAUCAGUCCAGAGUUAACUCUCAGCAGUAGUCUUGAAAGGCUCAACUUUAGUCACAAUAGCUUUUCGGGCCUCAUUCCAACAUUUCUCACUAACAUGAGUUCAAUCAAAUUCCUAGACCUUUCAGAGAAUUCACUCUCUGGACCUGUCCCUGAUAACAUGUUUGGAAACUGUUUUUCUCUUCGAUUCCUUUCUUUAUCUGGAAAUCUUCUUGAAGGUCCAAUUCCAAGUACACUUCUUAAAUGCACCACUUUGAAUAGUCUCAAUCUCUCCAACAAUCAUUUCUCUGGUGACCCUUUUUUCAACAAGGGUCUUUGGUCAUUGAUGAGGAUUAGGACAUUAGAUCUUUCACACAAUGCCUUGUCUGGGAAUGCACCACUAGGCAUUUCAGCCAUACACAACCUGAAAAAUCUCCAGUUACAAGGAAAUCAUUUCUCUGGUUCACUUCCUGCUGAUAUUGGGCUAUGUCCACACUUGAGUAGGUUGGAUUUCAGUGAUAAUGGCUUCACCGGAUCGCUUCCUGAGUCACUUCAUAGGCUAAAUUCACUCACUUUCUUCAGUGUGUCAAAGAACAAGUUAAGUGGUGAUUUGCCUCAGUGGAUUGGUAACAUGAGCAGCAGCUUGGAAUUCCUAGACCUCUCGAGCAACGGUCUCACAGGAGCCCUUCCAUCCUCGUUGGGUGACCUUAAAUCAUUGAAUUAUUUAAGUUUGUCCAAGAACAGAUUAGGUGGAAGCAUUCCAAUGUCACUGGUGUACUCUACCAAGCUAUCCGUGAUUCGGUUAGGAGGUAAUGCUUUCAAUGGUAGCAUUCCUGAGGGUUUGUUUGAUAUGGGAUUGGAGGAAUUAGAUUUUUCAGGGAAUGAACUGAGUGGUUCAAUCCCUCCUGGCUCGAGCAAGCUCUUUGAAUCACUUCAAAAGUUGGAUCUGUCGAGAAACAAUCUCAGAGGAGAUAUUCCUGCAGAGAUGGGCCUUUUCUCCAAGUUGACAUACUUGAACUUGUCAUGGAACAAUCUGCAAUCGAGAAUGCCCCCGGAGCUCGGAUACUUUCAGACUCUAAAGGUGUUAGAUCUCCGAAACUGUGCUUUAUAUGGAUCGAUCCCGGGUGAUAUAUGUGAAUCAAGCAGCUUGGAGAUUCUUCAGUUGGAUGGAAAUUCCUUGACAGGGCCAAUUCCUGAAGAUAUUGGGAACUGUUCAUCUCUCAAUUUGCUGAGCUUGUCCUACAAUAACUUGACUGGUUCGAUUCCGGAAUCCAUUUCAAAGUUGAGCAAGCUCAAGAUUAUGAAUUUAGAGUUCAACCAGCUGAGUGGAGAGAUACCACUAGUGCUUGGCAAGUUGGAAAACCUACUUGCUGUGAAUAUAUCCUAUAACAGGCUCAUAGGGAGGCUUCCUGUUGAAGGUAUAUUUCCAAACUUAGAUCAAAGUGCUUUACAGGGAAAUUUGGGUAUUUGCUCACCCUUGUUGAAGGGACCAUGUAAGAUGAAUGUCCCAAAGCCAUUAGUUCUUAACCCCUAUGUCUAUGGCAAUCAAAAUGGUGAUCAUAACCCGGGGAACGAUACUUCAAUAAACUCCCCAAAUUUCAGGCACCACAGGUUCCUCAGUGUGUCAGCUGUUGUUGCCAUUUCAGCAGCUGCUGUGAUUGCAGUUGGAGUGAUGGUAGUAAGCCUGUUGAAUGUUUCUGCUAGGAGAAGACUAGCAUUCAUCGACAACGCCUUGGAGAGCAUGUGCUCAAGCUCCUCGAGAUCAGGACUUCUCCCCACAGGGAAGCUUGUGUUGUUCGAUUCCCAGACAUCUCCGGAUUGGGUUACUAGUCCUGAAUCCCUACUUAACAAGGCAGGUGAAAUCGGUGAAGGAGUGUUUGGGACCGUUUAUAAGGCGUCCUUGGGAGGAGAAGGGAGAAUGGUUGCAGUAAAGAAGCUAGUUAGAUCAAACAUCAUCCAAUACCCUGAAGAUUUCGAUAGAGAAGUUCGAAUUUUGGGGAAAGCAAGGCACCCAAAUUUGAUAGCAUUAAAAGGGUAUUACUGGACUCAUCAACUGCAGCUUCUGGUUUCGGAUUAUGCACCAAAUGGGAGUUUACAAACCAAACUCCAUGAAAGGCCUCCUGGUACUCCACCUCUGUCAUGGUCCAACCGGUUCAAAAUCAUACUCGGGACAGCCAAGGGACUUGCUCAUUUGCACCACACCUUCCAUCCACCAAUCAUACACUACGACAUAAAACCGAGCAACAUACUACUUGACGAGCAUUUGAACCCGAAGAUAUCAGAUUUUGGACUGACAAGGCUGCUGAUAAAGCACGACAAGCACAUAAUGAGUAGCCGAUUUCAGAGUGCAUUGGGUUAUGUUGCCCCAGAGUUGGCAUGCCAGAGCUUGAGGGUCAAUGAGAAGUGUGACAUCUAUGGUUUUGGAGUACUGAUUCUUGAGCUCGUGACCGGUAGAAGGCCGAUUGAAUACGGAGAAGACAAUGUUGUAAUACUCGGCGACCAUGUGAGGAAUUUGCUUGAGCAAGGCAAUGCUUUAGAGUGUGUGGACUCAAGCAUGAACCAGUACCCAGAGGAAGAGGUUUUGCCGGUUCUCAAGUUGGCUAUGGUAUGUACUUCUCAGAUACCUUCAAGCAGGCCUUCAAUGGCAGAGGUGGUGCAAAUAUUGCAAGUCAUCAAGACCCCAAUUCCACAAAGAAUGGAAGCAUUCUGAGAAGAUCAAGACUAGCACUGUGACUUUGUUUGUUUUCUCGUGGUUUUAAAUUUCUUCUCUCUUCCAUUCCUAAUUGUAAUAUUUGUUGGCAUUUUGUUGACAUUUUAGUGUACGCUGUUGUGUUUUUCAAAUGAAUCCUAAUUGCUAUAAUUUCUGAAA